AAGUUUUUCAGAGAUUAAUUGGCAUUCUUUAAAAGGGCAUCAGCUUGCUUUUGCACAGGUGUUCAGGACCCUCAGGAGUGGGUGCCCAGCUGAAUCCUGGGCUGUGCAUUUCCUGAGGGCUUAAGGCAGGCACGGAUACCAGGGACUCCCUUCUCAGAUUCUCUCUGUGUCUCUCACUUUCUCUCCUCUCCUCCCUCCCUCUCCUCCGUCCCUCCCUCCUCCGCCAAUCUCUCCCAAUCUCUUUCUUUCUCUGUUCAGUUCCUUCAGGUAAUUCCUACUCAAACUUGCACCAACUUGUUUUUGACUGACAGUGAGCAGUUAGAAUGUGUUCUUUCCUCUGAGAAGCCGUAAGCACCUACUCCCAAGACAACCUGCACCGAGGGCUCAUCUCUGCCUCGUCUCAACUUCACUUUCAGCUAGGACUCUGCACUCCGCUGGGCUUUGCAGGCAGUAGCGGAAGCCCAUGCUAGCCAGGUGGGUGAAGGGGAGCAAGGACGUUCUUUCUACCUGCCUGGAAAGAAGACACCUUCUGACCUGCUGAGUGAGUGAGGUGGCCUCAAGACCCUGAUGAUGGACAGCCUUCACAUGGGCAUGCCCAGUGCCGCUCUGGUGAAGCACACCACUGGGGCUGGACUCAAGGCCCAUAGGCCUCGAGUCAUGUCCAAGAGUGGACACAGCAACGUGAGGAUCGACAAAGUGGAUGGCAUAUACUUGCUGUACCUGCAAGACCUGUGGACGACCGUGAUCGACAUGAAGUGGAGAUACAAGCUCACCCUGUUUGCUGCCACUUUUGUGAUGACCUGGUUCCUUUUUGGAGUGAUCUACUACGGUAUUGCCUUCAUCCAUGGGGACUUAGAACCCAAUGAGCACAUUUCUAAUCACACCCCUUGCAUCAUGAAAGUGGACUCUCUCACGGGGGCCUUUCUCUUUUCCCUGGAAUCCCAGACAACGAUUGGCUAUGGCGUCCGCUCCAUCACGGAAGAGUGUCCUCACGCCAUUUUUCUGUUGGUGGCUCAACUGGUCAUCACCACCUUGAUUGAAAUCUUCAUCACGGGCACCUUCCUGGCCAAAAUCGCAAGACCCAAAAAGCGUGCCGAGACCAUCAAGUUCAGCCACUGUGCAGUCAUCACCAAGCAGAACGGCAAACUGUGCCUGGUGAUCCAGGUGGCCAACAUGAGGAAGAGCCUUUUGAUCCAAUGCCAGCUUUCCGGCAAGCUCCUCCAGACCCACGUCACCAAGGAGGGAGAGCGGAUCCUGCUCAACCAAGCCACAGUCAAAUUCCACGUGGACUCCUCUUCUGAGAGCCCCUUCCUCAUCUUGCCCAUGACCUUCUACCACGUGCUGGAUGAGACCAGCCCCCUGCGAGACCUCACUCCGCAAAACCUGAAGGAGAAGGAGUUUGAACUUGUGGUCCUGCUCAAUGCCACGGUGGAGUCCACCAGCGCUGUCUGCCAAAGCCGAACCUCCUAUGUCCCGGAGGAGAUCUACUGGGGCUUUGAGUUUGUGCCUGUGGUGUCGCUCUCCAAAAAUGGAAAGUACGUGGCGGACUUCAGCCAGUUUGAGCAGAUCCGCAAGAGUGCAGACUGCACACCUUACUGCGCAGAUUCUGAGAAGCAGAAGCUGGAGGAGAAGUACAGGCAGGAGGACCAGAGGGAGAGGGAGCUGAGGACCCUGCUGCUACAACAGAGCAACGUCUGAUCCACAGACGG
Molecule: messenger RNA, 1709 nt
Organism: Ochotona princeps (American pika)
Lineage: Eukaryota; Metazoa; Chordata; Mammalia; Lagomorpha; Ochotonidae
Gene: KCNJ15
Product: potassium inwardly rectifying channel subfamily J member 15
Exons: 3
Coding region: 568-1698 (376 amino acids)
Biological process (GO): potassium ion import across plasma membrane; regulation of monoatomic ion transmembrane transport
Cellular component (GO): plasma membrane
Molecular function (GO): inward rectifier potassium channel activity
Source: RefSeq, a predicted model, not a curated record